Messenger RNA from Eurytemora carolleeae, 594 nucleotides. Its product is annotated as arylsulfatase J. Lineage: Eukaryota; Metazoa; Arthropoda; Copepoda; Calanoida; Temoridae. The record is from RefSeq and is a predicted model, not a curated record. The transcript is spliced from 7 exons. Bases 28 to 594 code for a protein of 188 amino acids.
GAAUCUGUAACUACAGACUACCGUAAGAUGUAUUCUACAGAAAUGUAUUCAACGGAGGCUCGAACUAUUAUACAGAAACAUAAUCCGAAUACACCAAUGUUCCUUUAUGUUCCCUUCAUGGCUCUUCAUACACCUCAUGUAGGCAGACCACCGAAGAAAUUGCGAAGUUUACUUGGCCGACGAAAGAAGAAGAACAAAGAUGACCUGGAUUAUUUUGAUGCUGAGGGAUUCGGCCACGAGGAGGAGAUGAGAGAUGCUGUUCUUGUAGCUGUAGAUCAAGCAGUCCAUGAGAUAAUCAGUGAAUUAAAAAGUUCUGGUCUUUAUGAAAACUCAGUUAUUCUGGUCACAACAGAUAAUGGAGGCGGACCUCCCAGAACAAAUAGUCCUUUGACGGGAGGAAAGGAAUCCCUGUAUGAAGGAGGAAUAAGAGGUGCCUCCUUCCUUUUGAGUCCUCUUCUAACUAAUCCCGGCACAAAAUAUAAAGGUCUCAAGGGAAUCCUGAGAACUCAACUUUUCAGUAGCUCACAUUUUCUCAUGUUCACUGUUAAGACAGCUGACAAGAACGUUCAUUCAAUAAUAUUUAUAUUUACAUGA